This is a messenger RNA of Alosa sapidissima (American shad), 4752 nucleotides long. RefSeq names its product UDP-N-acetyl-alpha-D-galactosamine:polypeptide N-acetylgalactosaminyltransferase 3 (GalNAc-T3) (gene galnt3). Gene Ontology annotation, cellular component: Golgi apparatus. The transcript has 11 exons. The coding region runs from base 1021 to 2895 and encodes 624 amino acids. The record is from RefSeq and is a predicted model, not a curated record. Lineage: Eukaryota; Metazoa; Chordata; Actinopteri; Clupeiformes; Clupeidae.
CUAGUGAUGCUAUACAUCUACAGCAAUACAUAUAUCUGCAUUAAUUUAGAAACCAGUGUCAACAUCCUUGUUGCAGAAGCUAAUACUCUUUCAGUAUUCACACUUAAUUAAAAUGUGACACGUCUCACACUUUAAGUCAAUCUUCUGUGCCCUGGGGAGCUGGGAACAACUGCUGUGCUGAGCAGGAUACAAGAGAGGGGAGAAAACACUUAAAUUGCAGAUUUGGCUUUGUUGUAUACAAUCAAGAUAAAGUUGAGAUAUAUUUAGGUUGGAGUUUCUACAGAAAAGAGGAUGACUCCCAUUUUAAUUAAAGGAGGCUCUUGAACUGUGACUCCUGGACAACCCCCCUUCACAAGGAAGUAAAGACUCGGAUGAGCGCUCCUAUUGUCAUUCUUGUUGAGCUCACCGAGUAGACUACUUGCAUAUUCCACAUUCUAUCAGUUUACCAAUUCUUUAAAAAAAAAAUCAGUGUUUGUAGCCUACAUAGCCUGCUCUGUGAAACUAAUGUUCAGAAUUCCGCUAUGUUAAAUAUAUUUUGCUAUGUAUUGUGACAUUAGACUAAUGUAAGUGAUCGUAGUGAAAACAUUAUUUGACCGCUACCUAAGGCAGUUCUAAAGCGAUGCCUGGGAACUGACAUGGUUUCAGCUAGGUCCUAUCACUGAGCUCUCUUACCCCCAGCACCACUGGGCUUCGGUGCGGUAGAGGUACCCAUAGAUACAGAGUGGGAAGGCACGGCGCUUCGUCUUUUAGGCUACUUAUCUUUAUUGGUUUGAGAUAUUUGAUAACUUUCCUCUCGGACAACGAUCACAUGGGCUUUACAACAAGGAGCGCGGAGAAGUUUGAGAACAACUGCAUGCUGACACUGAGCAAACGCGAACAUAGAUUCGUCAUGUCCACCAGCCCAACGUGUUCGGUCUACCCACCAGUGAUGUUUAUAACCAGGUUUGACUCUGGCAAAAGUGUGUCUUCUACGUUCUAAGAGGACCUUUUCGUAUUUUCCUGAACUUUGCCAACUUGAAAAUGAGUGGCUUUCGUAGAUUCCUAAGGCGACGUGUACACCCAUGGAAGCUGGCCAUUGUUGCCCUGGUCUUUGUCACAUUUCUGUUGCUAAUCCAACGGGAGGUGGUCAGCCAAGGUCCUCAGGAGGAGCCAUGGCUGAAAGAGAUUGUGGUCAAGCGGGACGCUGUGUUGGGAAUGGUCAUGGGGGCGGUCAAUAACUUCAGGGACUCCAUGCCAAAGAUGCAGAUCAAAGCUCCUGUCCAUCAGCCUGAGGUACGUGGUGAGCAGUCGUGUUUGCCUGGGUACUACACUGCAGCUGAGCUCAGGCCGGCCCUCGAGCGCCCGCCCCAAGACCCCAGUGCACCCGGAGCAUCGGGGAAGCCCUUCCACACGGAGAACCUGGGGCCAGUCGAAAUGAAGGAGAAAGAAAAGGGUGAGGCAAAGCACUGCUUCAACCUGUACGCCAGUGAUCGCAUCUCCCUCAGUCGAGACCUUGGACCAGACACCAGACCUCCAGAGUGUAUCGAGCAGAAGUUCAAGCGCUGCCCCCCGCUGAUGACCACCAGCGUGAUCAUUGUUUUCCACAACGAGGCCUGGAGCACACUGCUGAGGACCGUCUACAGCGUGCUCCACUCCUCGCCGGCCAUCUUCCUCAAGGAGAUCAUCCUGGUGGACGACGCCAGCGAGGACGAGAGGCUGAAGGAGGAUCUGGAUGAGUAUCUGAAGAGGCUGCACAUCGUGCACGUGGUGCGUCAGCUCGAGAGGAAGGGCCUGAUCACGGCCCGACUGCUGGGAGCGUCAGUGGCCACCGGGGACGUUCUCACCUUCCUAGACGCCCACUGUGAGUGCUUCCAUGGCUGGCUGGAGCCUUUGCUGGCCAGGAUAGCGGAGAACUACACGGCUGUGGUGAGCCCUGACAUCACCACUAUCCAUCUGGACACGUUUGAGUUUGUAAAGCCUUCACCAUACGGGCAGAACCACAACCGAGGAAACUUUGACUGGGGGUUGUCCUUUGGCUGGGAGACCUUACCUGACCACGAGAAACAGAGGCGAAAAGAUGAGACGUAUCCCAUCAGUACACCAACAUUUGCCGGAGGGCUGUUUUCCAUCUCAAAGGACUACUUCUACCACAUUGGGAGUUAUGAUGAGGAGAUGGAAAUCUGGGGAGGUGAAAAUAUUGAGAUGUCCUUCAGGGUGUGGCAGUGUGGUGGCCAGCUGGAGAUCAUCCCCUGCUCCAUCGUGGGCCACGUCUUCCGCACCAAGAGCCCCCACACCUUCCCCAAGGGCACCCAGGUCAUCGCCCGCAACCAGGUGCGUCUGGCCGAGGUCUGGAUGGACAGCUACAAGGAAAUCUUCUACCGGAGGAACCAGCAGGCUGCCCAGAUGGCCAGGGAGAAGUCGUUUGGCGAUGUCUCGCGCCGCGUGGACCUCCGGGAGAGACUGCAGUGUAAGAGCUUCUCCUGGUAUUUGAAGCACGUCUACCCCGAGGUGUUCAUGCCCGAUCUCAAUCCCCUUCAGUUUGGCGCAGUGAAGAAUGUGGGCAAAGACGCCUGUCUGGAUGCCGGAGAGAACAAUGAGGGAGGCAAGCAGCUGAUCAUGUACCCCUGCCACGGCAUGGGGGGCAACCAGUACUUUGAGUUCUCAACACGUCACGAGGUCCGGCACAAUGUUCAGAAGGAGUUGUGUUUGCAUGGGACGGAGCGCACAGUCAAGCUGGAGGAGUGCCAGUUCAAAGGUCACAGCACAUUUGUGGGAGGAGAGCAGAAGUGGGAAUUAAAGGAGAAUCAGAUGUUUUUCAACUCUGGGUGGAACCUGUGUUUAAGCGCUAGAUAUGAACAUCCCUCUCUAGUGCCCUGCAAUGCUGCGGACCGAUACCAGCAGUGGCUCUUCACCUGAACCCUGUGGAGAUCUCUGAACAUUUGAACUGUAGAUUCAGAUUUUUAAUUUAUUUUUUUUAUAUAUAUUGAAUAAUUGCUGCUGGGAGUGUGGAACCUACAAAAACACCAAUAUGAACACAGAAAGUGCCUUCAAGGAGGAUGCACACAGUGUAUGCUGGAACAGAACUGGGCUAGACUGAAGCCUGAUUUUAUUUUUCCUCUUUUGUGCGCUCUUUUUUUUUUUUUUUACCAUUUUGUACAUUGGGAAGCAAAUUGUUUAUAAUGAAGUUCACAAAGUCUUAGGAGUUUAGAUGAAACUGAUGAAAAUCUUCUAUCAUUUCAGUAGGGUGCUCCACUUCCUUUAUGCUUGAAGAUGUGUCCUACAGGUUUCAGUCAGUCAACUUUGGGAGAUGCCCCUUGUUUUGUUUUUAAGACUGAAUACAUUCUUUGUAGACUACAAACUUUUAAGGGUAGGGAAUCUCCAAUUGAAACUGUUAUACUAUUUUGUGCAAAGCACCAAAGAUUGCUUUUAAGUGUUGAUAAAAGAACAUUUCAUUUCAACAUUGUUUAGAUAUGUCAGUGGCAGAUGGGACAUCUUGUCAAAACAUUUUCUUUGGUGGUUCUGUAAGAUAAAUGAUGUGGUAUGAGUUUACCAUGAUGUGGACCCUCAUGCAUUGUCCAGUUUACAGUGUAGAUUUUGCUAAUUCACUCAUUGUUCCCUUUUUCAUUUAGGAGGGUGGGUGAUAUGUGAAAAGUUUUUUUUUUUUGUUUGUCUGUCAGCUUGAGAUUUUAGUAAAUUUUUUAAGGAAAAAUGUUUCCCCUCUCUGGACUUAUUUUGAAGUCUAUUUGUAUGUCAGAUUUAUAGCAAUAUUCAGCCUGUUCAGUUUUAGGUAGAACAUUCUAGCAUUAGGAAAUGAAGGACCCUUGUUAUCUGUCAGGUUUUGUUUUUGCAUAUCUAAUAUUAUGGUUUAUUUUCUUGAGUCACGCAAACAGUUUUCUAUUUAAGCAUUCCAGUCACGUUGAUGCCUUUACUCAAAUGCCUCCCUUCACUGAUGGCCUGUUGAAAGGACAUGGUGUGCCUAUCUGACGCGCAUGCAAAAUCGGUUUUACCCGGUGGAUUGCGCUCAGAGAGAGUGAGAGUGAAGUCCUGCGAUUAAACCAAACAAGUCACGACUGACCCCCCUGUGACCUUAGACCCGUGGUUGUGCUGCAAUCAAAACACGAGCUGAAUGUGACAUGUAGCCUACCCACUGCUCCACAUCUGUUCUUGAAGACACACUAGCUGUUAACGCCGUUGUCAAGCAGACACAAACACGUAGGCCUAUCAUGUGCUGAAUAAAUUGCUGCCGUCUGAUUGUGAAUAUUUGAAAUCCUUUUACUUUAGUCAACAUCUACCAUUUAAGCAAAAUUCUUAAGUUUUCCAUCUGAGAGGAUAAAUGGAUCGAACUGAUGCCUUUGCUUGACCCCUUACUGUUUAUUCACCUAGUUAUGGGUGUUUCAUGACAUUUUAGCGUUUCCAUUUACUGCUAUUCCGGCAGACAAUGUAUGAAGCCUAAUAAUGUGCCUAAAAAAACAGCCGACAGUGUUGCCCUUUUUGACUUGCCGUUUUUAUAUUUUAACAGCAGAGGGCGCUCUGGUAAAUAUCUUUAUUGGCCCUUGCUGUGAUUGAGGCCAAAAUAAUUUAUUUUAGGUUAUGGCUCCUAGCAAAUCAGUAACACAGGGUCUGGAAUUUCUGGAAUAUCAUGGAAUUUUGGAAAGUCUAUUCUAGACAUGUAAAGUCAGGGUAUUUUUAUCGUUUUUGGGGCAAAGUCAUGGAAUAUCAGGGAAUUUUGUUUAGUUUUAAAUGCACUUGCCAUAAUACAAAUAUUUACAUGCA